This is a messenger RNA of Phycomyces blakesleeanus NRRL 1555(-), 650 nucleotides long. RefSeq lists its product as hypothetical. Gene Ontology annotation, cellular component: cytosolic large ribosomal subunit; ribosome. The transcript has 4 exons. NCBI's taxonomy places the organism in Eukaryota, Fungi, Mucoromycota, Mucoromycetes, Mucorales, Phycomycetaceae. Gene Ontology annotation, molecular function: RNA binding; structural constituent of ribosome. The coding region runs from base 22 to 585 and encodes 187 amino acids. The record is from RefSeq and is a predicted model, not a curated record. Gene Ontology annotation, biological process: translation.
CUUUCAUAUUCCUUAAUUCCAAUGGCAAACUUGACUAUCCAAAAGCGUUUGGCUUCUGCCGUCCUCAAGUGCGGUCAGCGUAAAAUCUGGCUUGACCCCAACGAAAUCAACGAGAUUUCCAACGCCAACUCCCGUGCCAAUGUCCGUAAGCUUGUCAAGGAUGGUCUUAUCAUCCGCAAGCCUGAGGUUAGCCACUCUCGUUUCCGUGUCCGUGUCCAUGCUGCUGCCAAGCGUCUUGGUCGCCACAUGGGCUACGGUAAGCGUAAGGGUACUGCGGAUGCUCGUAUGUCCACUCAGGUGAUCUGGAUGCGCCGUAUGCGUGUCCUCCGUCGUUUGUUGGCCAAGUACCGUGAGGCUGGCAAGAUUGAUAAGCACCUCUACCAUGCUCUCUACCUUAAGUCCAAGGGUAACGGCUUCAAGAACAAGCGUGUCUUGAUGGAGUACAUCCACAAGGCCAAGGCCGAGAAGCUCAGAGCCAAGACCCUCAACGAACAGUCCGAGGCUCUCCGUGCCAAGAACAAGGCUCUCCGUGAGCGUCGUGCUCUUAAGCUCGCUGAAAAGCGUGCUCAACUCCAGCAAGAGUAAGAAUCUCUUAUGUUUCAAAAUAAAAUGAAAAAAAAAAGAAUCCCUCCCUUCCCUCUGCAACGAAC